AGAGAUAGUGAGCGAAAAACUUUGUGCGAGCGAGACGAGAAGGACGCGGCAGGAGAGGAACGCGCACACGGGGCAGGAUUGGGAAGUGUUCAAUGCCACGGGAUUACCUUCCGCCCGCCGUGCUUGGCCCGAGCCGCCGCGCGCUCCUGCAGCGGACGGACGCGGGACCUCGAUGAUCCGCGAGCCCGGCCGCUGAGUGUCCCGGCUGUGCUCUCGCGACGCGGCUAGCCCGCUCCGCCCGCUCCGCAGGUGGGGACCCAGGAGCGGCCCCGGAGUCAGAUGGCGGUACUGGCGAUGCCCAGGACUCAGAACCUUCUGCACGCGUUCUUACAGGACCGGACCCCCAGCUCCUCCCCCGACAGCGGCCCCCAGCGGCCCCUGCCCUUCCUGGCGUCCACGUGCGGGCAGGCGAGGCCCGCGGCCCCCGAGGCGCCCCCGUUCCCCUAUGAGGCGGCCGUGGGGUGCAGCUCGGGCAUGUUUCCGCUGUGGAGCAACGAGGCGCCCCCCGGCGCGGGCCUGGGGGCGCACCAGAUGGCGUUCGGCAUGCCCAAGGUGCAGUUCCCGGGGCACGUGCAGCCAGGCUUGGGGUCCCACCACCCCCAACACCAACACCCCCCCCACGAGCUGCCCCUCACCCCCCCGGCAGAACCCCUGCCCCCCCACUACUCCUUCGAACUGUCCCCCGUCAAGGUGCUCCCCUCCCAGGCGCAGGGCGGCGGCUCCUAUCCCUACCCCCAGCCCAGCGGCAUCAUGGGACAGAGCUUCCCCAGCUUCCUGCCGAACUCCUCCGCCCGCCAUCACCUGCCCGCGGGGGCGCACAUGGACGACGGCCAGCAGUGGUGGAGCCUCCCCCCGGCCAACGCCCCGCCCCCCGGGCACCCCUUCGCUCUAGGGCGCCCCCUGGUGCUGGGGCCCCAGCCGCAGAUCGCCGCCCUGCUGCAGGGCCCCUCCAAGGGCCUGCUGAGCUCCACGCGCCGCUGCCGCAGGUGCAAGUGCCCCAACUGCCAGGCGGGCGCCGGCGCCCCCCCGCCGGACGAGCCGGGCCGCAAGAAGCUGCACGUCUGCCACCUGCCCGAGUGCGGCAAGGUGUACAAGAAGACCUCGCACCUCAAGGCCCACCUGCGCUGGCACGCGGGCGAGCGCCCCUUCGUCUGCAACUGGCUCUUCUGCGGCAAGAGCUUCACCCGCUCGGACGAGCUGCAGCGCCACCUGCGCACGCACACCGGCGAGAAGCGCUUCGGCUGCCAGGAGUGCGGCAAGCGCUUCAUGCGCAGCGACCACCUGGCCAAGCACGUCAAGACGCACCAGAACCGGAAGGGCCGGCAGGCGCACUUCCUGGGCGGGCCGGAGAGCGUGCUGGGCGGCAUUAAGAAGGAGUAGGAGCUCGCCUCGCUGCGCGCCGGCCGACUUUCGCUUUUUGACCUGUUACCGUUCCCCACCCCUUCCAAUUUUGCCUGUUAGCGGAACUCCUCCAACCCGUUUCUCCACGAAUCCGCUUCGCCGUCAUUAGGAUCCCCUGUCGGUUCUGCCGGCUGCGCGCACGGACUGCUACGGCGCGCGUUCCUGAGGGCUGCGCGGCCCCGCCUGGUGAACCCUGAGCCGAGGCGAACGCGCGCUCCCCGGAGAGGGCUCCUGCGCGCGUCCGUGCUGGAUUGACGUCAGUGAUCGCCGAGGCUCCUGGAGAUGACACGCACCUGACCCGAAGUCCCACGGCUUCUCCAGGAGGCUGUCUUGCCCGUAUAUUUGAGUUUGUAUAUAUAGCUCCUAUACAUACAGAAGAAUUAUAUUAUAAUUCCUGGACUACAUUCCUGUAACAUCACAGUUUCUUGUAAUAUUUUAAUUAAUAGGUACUAUGGAAUUCAUAGUUCCCCACGAUAUUGUGAAAUUUGACACGAUUUUUUUUACUGUAUUUCAGUUCUAACUUUAUAUAUAUAUAUGGUCCAGAAUGUAAAAAUAGUCUGUGCCUCACUCGUCAGCUGUACCUGCUGUGAUGAAUUCAGCGUGUCGCUGCCGCCAGAGUGGGGAGCUGGCCUUUUUUUUUAAAAAAAGAAGGAUUUCAGAGCGUUCCCAAUUCCUUUGUCCUUACGAAGCCUGCUGGAAACGUUUCUUGAACAGUCUUCGAACACUUCAAGCAUGUUAUGCCGGCCCCUGUAGCGAUUUGUCUAGGCGCACAAUGCUUUGGAGACUCCAUUAGGUGGGAACACUGAUGCGCGUCUCGGUUGUAAUGUCAGUAUUGUAAUAUUCCUAAUUACAGCCCGCUAAGUGUCCUUGAGAACUGAUCCUACUGCUUUCCCUCCGGCCCUCCGGAGCGCCGAGCGGCGUCAGAUGUGACCGGCUGUACCCCCCGGAGUGGGCCGUCUGGAGCGGAACCGCGGAUUCGGCUGUAUAUAGUGUAUAUCUGUCUGCAGUGCAACGGCUUGUGUAAAGGAGUUUCGACCGGAAAUAAAAAAAAAACAUACUUUGUUCUAAUUAAACUGUUUAAAAAAGCCC
Messenger RNA from Lepisosteus oculatus (spotted gar), 2490 nucleotides. It is a transcript of the gene sp5l, whose product is annotated as Sp5 transcription factor-like. NCBI's taxonomy places the organism in Eukaryota, Metazoa, Chordata, Actinopteri, Semionotiformes, Lepisosteidae. Gene Ontology annotation, molecular function: RNA polymerase II cis-regulatory region sequence-specific DNA binding; DNA-binding transcription factor activity, RNA polymerase II-specific. Gene Ontology annotation, biological process: regulation of transcription by RNA polymerase II. The record is from RefSeq and is a predicted model, not a curated record.